CCGGAAGAAGGAAUCGGCUCGGCGGUUGUUGACAACAUGGCGGCGGUCGCUGCCGCCUCCUCGGUGUGGGGCGCGGGAGGUGGCGGCGGGACCGGCAGGAGGAAGGCGCCGCACGACCCCUGAGGAAGACACGGGCCUGGCCCGCCUUGGCCCGCGCCGCCAUGUCUUUCUUCAAGCGGAGAGUGAAAAGCAAGGAGCACGAAAAGGCAACAGAAGCAAAGGCAAUUAAAGCACCUGCGAUACCUGUACAUUCCCCACAGAGAAGCACCAGGAACAGUGCGUUGCUGGAGGCUGCCGGACCAAGCCAUGUGGCCAUCAAUGCCAUCUCGGCCAACAUGGACUCCUCCAGCAGCCGCACGGCAGCUCUUAAGAAGCAGCCCAGCCACAUGGAGGCUGCUCACUUUGGAGACCUUGGCCGAUCCUGCCUGGACUAUCGGGCUCAAGAGACCAAAUCCAGCCUUUCAAAGACAUUAGAACAAGUCCUUCGGGACAGCAUUGCCCUUCCAUAUUUUAUCCAGUUUAUGGAACUGCGUCGAAUGGAGCACCUGGUCAGAUUCUGGCUGGAGGCUGAGAGUUUUCACUCCACCACAUGGUCACGCAUAAGAGCACACAGCCUGAACACUGUCAAACACAGCUCAUUGGCCGAGCCGGUUUCCCCUUCUGUCAAACAGCAUGAAAACUCUGCGUCUUCUCCCUCCGAGCUGCUCGACGAACGGCUGGAGGAUUGGGGCCCAGCUGGGCCUUUCUCUAUCACGCCGUCAGCUGCUGAACUGAAUGGCCGAACUUUCAGCCUUCAGAACCGUUUGCUGCUUUGUCCGGAAGGCGGCAAACAGCGGCUCCGGCUUGGAGUGUCUGAGGCAGAGUACUGUUCCAUUCCAGAUGAACCUCAAGACUCUUCCAAAGCCUCCAUGUCCACCAGAAACAGCCCCUCCUUUGUGCUCAAGGACUUGUCAGGAAAACUCAUGAAAGGUAUAGAACAGGAUGCAGUUACUAUUUUUACCAAAUAUAUUUCUCCAGAUGCUGCUAAACCAAUACCAAUUACAGAGUUGAUGAGGAACGACAUAGUGGCAAAGAUUUGUGGGGAAGACGGACAGGUGGACCCCAAUUGCUUCGUCGUGGCACAAUUGAUAGUGUUUAAUGCUAUGGAACAAGAGCACUUUAGUGAAUUUCUGCGCAGUCACCAUUUUUGUAAAUACCAGAUCGAGGUGCUGACCAGUGGGACUGUUUAUCUGGCUGAUAUUCUCUUCUGUGAAUCUGCACUCUUCUACUUCUCUGAGUACAUGGAGAAAGAAGAUGCAGUUAAUAUCUUGCAGUUCUGGUUGGCAGCAGAUAACUUCCAGUCUCAGCUGGCUGCCAAGAAGGGCCAGUACGAUGGGCAGGAGGCUCAGAAUGACGCUAUGAUUUUAUACGAUAAGUACUUCUCCCUCCAAGCCACCCACCCUCUUGGUUUCGAUGACUCCGUACGACUGGAAAUAGAAUCCAAUAUCUGCAGGGAAGGUGGGCCUCUCCCAAACUGUUUCACCACUCCGUUACGACAAGCCUGGACCACGAUGGAGAAGGUGUUCCUGCCCGGCUUCCUGUCCAGCAACCUUUAUUACAAAUACUUGAAUGACCUCAUCCACUCGGUGCGAGGAGACGAGUUUGCCAGCGGAGGUGGUGCGCCGACUGGUCACUGCCCCAGCAGCACUCCCGACCACGACUCUCACUCCGGCGCCACAGACAGCGCUUCCUCUUCCCAGCCCAGUCUCAAAAUGGCUAACAUAAAAAUCCUGAAAAACUUUGAUGAAGCAAUAAUUGUGGAUGCAGCCAGCCUGGAUCCAGAGUCCUUGUAUCAACGGACGUAUGCCGGGAAGAUGUCGUUCGGGCGAGUCAGCGACCUGGGCCAGUUCAUCAGAGAGUCCGAACCGGAGCCCGACAUCAAGAAGUCCAAAGGGUCCAUGUUUUCACAAGCGAUGAAGAAAUGGGUGCAAGGAAACACGGAUGAGGCCCAAGAAGAGAUGGCCUGGAGAAUAGCCAAGAUGAUAGUCAACGAUGUCAUGCAGCAAGCCCAGCCCAGCCCAGCUGUGGAACAAGUUACCAAGCUAUGAUCGUCGAAAUUCCGAAGCAAGAGGGAAAUUUCUGCCUCUGGAGAGGCGGACUUGUGUUUCUCACCCGCCUCCUCCUCC
Euleptes europaea (tarantolino) is the source of this 2165-nucleotide messenger RNA. It is a transcript of the gene AKAP10, whose product is annotated as A-kinase anchoring protein 10. Gene Ontology annotation, molecular function: protein kinase A binding. Bases 162 to 2087 code for a protein of 641 amino acids. Gene Ontology annotation, cellular component: plasma membrane. Gene Ontology annotation, biological process: intracellular protein localization. The transcript has 15 exons. The record is from RefSeq and is a predicted model, not a curated record. NCBI's taxonomy places the organism in Eukaryota, Metazoa, Chordata, Lepidosauria, Squamata, Sphaerodactylidae.